This is a messenger RNA of Vespa velutina, 2258 nucleotides long. Its product is annotated as kinesin-like protein KIN-14G. Bases 746 to 2140 code for a protein of 464 amino acids. The record is from RefSeq and is a predicted model, not a curated record. Gene Ontology annotation, molecular function: microtubule binding; microtubule motor activity; ATP binding. Lineage: Eukaryota; Metazoa; Arthropoda; Insecta; Hymenoptera; Vespidae. The transcript is spliced from 10 exons. Gene Ontology annotation, biological process: microtubule-based movement.
UGAAAUAACCUUACACAUAUUUUAAUACAUUAUAAUAUUUAGAAAAAAAAAAAAAAAAAAAAUAAAAAAAAUAAAAAAUUUGUGAAUUUACAAUAUGAACACACUUAAUAAGAAAUUUUACAUCCUCCGAGAUUUCACAUAAAUAUAAUAGAAAAAUAAAAUAUUUAUUAUAUACGGUAAACACUUGUAACCAAUUAAAAUUAAAUAAAUUAAUUUUCAUUUGAGUAUGACAGAUGAUGAAUUAGAGUCCAAUGAAAAAAAUAUAAAGGUUUUUGUGAGAAUUUUACCACUUGAAAAGAUAUGUGAAACGUGCGCAAAAAUUGAUACUGAACAUAAGACAAUAUGCAUAAGAUGUUUACAAGAUUUGUAUAUGAGGAGAUCUGCUAUAAACAAUCAUAUUUAUUGGUGCUUUCAAACAGAUGGAAUUUUUUAUAAUGCAUCUCAAGAAGAAGUUUAUUACGCUGCAACGAAAAAUCUUAUAGAGAAGUACUAAGUACAUGCUUAAAAUGCAAUAAUAAAUUAAUUAACAUUUAAAGUAAAAUAAUUUAAGGGUUUUAGAUGGCGUAAACUGUAUAAUAUAUAGUUAUGGCCAAAUUGGCUCUGGAAAAAGUUUUACGAUUGGUGGUUUCAGAAAUAACUGGGAAGUACGAUUUUUAAACAUUGAUACGUUAAAAUUGAAAAUUGUAUUAUAUAUGAACAAUAAAUGUAGUAGUUAAAUUCAUUUUCUCAGCACAGAGGAUUGGUUAUGCGGCUUCUGUCUGAUAUGUUUGUAGAAAAAGCAAAACGAAGGAAAUUUAAUAAGAUACAGUAUCAGUUAAGUUUUGUUGAAUUACGGGGUAAGGAAGUAAAAGACCUUUUACUUGGUAAAACAGAAAACAGAAUUAAAAUAAAUAAUACAGAUGCAUUUAAGAAUGUAACAAUAAUAAAUAUAAAGAAUCAAGAGAUAGCAUUGAAAAAACUUUUUGAGGGAGAGACUAGAAGAUCUAUGAUUACUGGCUCUAUGUAUCCAGCUUCCCAUUUGGGUACUGCAGUAAUAACUUUUCAUGUUUCGAGUACGAGUUUAAUCACCUCGUGGGCCGUUGUGGCGACAGCCAAAAUACAUAUUGUAGAAAUGGCAGGAACAGGAACGGUAGGAAAACGAAAUUGCAUGAAGUCGCCGAUCGACGUGGGUACAGCGAAUUUAGGUCAAACUCAAGUCGAACAAUUUUUCUUAUAUUUGAGAGGCUUUGAAAUAUCUACAAAGUGUAUAUUACGUUCUAAUAAUCUUUUCAAGUUUUUGGGUCAAGCUCUUUCCGUUACGUCAAUUCUUCGAUUUAUUGCACACGUAUGCAUUACGAAAGAAGAUUUAGAUUCGACAUUGUCUACUUUGCGAUUUGCUUCUACAGUUUCGAAAUUACGACCGGUUAAAAUUACAUACAACGUUAGACCACAGACUGAAACAAUCAUAUUGGAACUUAAGAAAGAAAUUACAAUUUUGAAAAGAGAAUUGGAAUUAAAUGAAAUAUUUUUUAAUCAGGAAACAACAAUGAAUAUAUCAAAGUUAAGAUAUGAACAAAUACAUCGCGAUGUAAUGAAUUUUUUAAAUGGUACAUUAUCAGAUCUGACGUUAUAUAGUGUUUCGCAGAUGGAAAUAUUAUUAGAAAUUAUUAAAAAUUUAUAUCACGAAUUGACUUUGAAACAAGACGAGAUUGAUAACGCUUUGAAAAAUAUAAAUCAAAUAACUUCUUCAAUGAAUUUAUCGGAAUCUAAUAAUAAGAUUGUUUUACCACCCAAGAAUAACUCAAUUAUGAAUAAAACUCAAAAUACUGGAGCAAAUUUUUCACAAAUAAGUAACAAUAUUAUUCAAAGUUCAAAAACGGAGCAAGUUGGUGUUUUAAAUGAUACAGGUAUCACAUUAGGAAAUUUUAACAAAGAAGAAUUUGAAAAAAUUAUAAAAAUACAUAAACACGAAAACCCUUCAAAAGUCCAUGAACAAUGCAAAGAAAAUAAUGAACUUUCGGUUCACUCUAUCGAUGGAGAGAAAGCGGUAGAAGAUUUGAAAGAUAAAUUCUAUCAGUUACAAAAUAUGAUGCUACGUAUUAUCGAGACUAAACAUCAACCGAAGAAGCCUAUGAUAGCGCGGAAAAUAUGUAAAAAUUGAAGAGUGUUCAGUGAUAUUAAGUAAUGUAAUAAGAUAAUUUAAUGGAUAGUAGACGAUACGUAUAAUGGAAUAUAAGUUUAUAUUAAUCUAGAUCAAAUGGAGACUCAUGAGAUGUUGA